Messenger RNA from Mauremys reevesii (Reeves's turtle), 3266 nucleotides. Its product is annotated as C-type lectin domain family 2 member L-like. The coding region runs from base 303 to 971 and encodes 222 amino acids. The transcript is spliced from 9 exons. The record is from RefSeq and is a predicted model, not a curated record. NCBI's taxonomy places the organism in Eukaryota, Metazoa, Chordata, Testudines, Geoemydidae.
UCACCUGGCUAUGACUCUGACUGUGACUCUGACUCACAGAACAAGAAACCUCACUGGGCUCUUGGCUGCAAAAUCUUCAAACUCACCUUCAACUGCAAUGACUUUCUAUGGGAGCUGAGGACACACAGCAACUUGCACAAAGUACUCAGCACAAUGUUAGACUGGGCCAUACAUACGGGCAGCUCUGCUCUGAUGUCCCAGAAGAGUGACUCGUUUUGCGAAUACUCAGGCACAUUUCAAGGAGAGGAAAACAGGCUAUUUCCUAGAUCUCUUCUGCCUCCGAAGCUGAGCCCCCAAUUCCCAUGUGUUCAAGAAUCUUUAUCAGGUGCCAAGGACACUGGUGCUUCAUCCCCCCAGGAGCCUGGAGAUGUCUGUUAGCAACUGACCAUCUCAUUGGGGGACCUCCUCGCCAUGCGUCCUGUUCCAUUGCCAUAGGGAGAUGGACCAUCAACCCAAGAUGGUGUUUAUAUCCAACUUCAGUUCCGUUUCCAGGGCUCUGCUCAAAUAUCUGGCUCUGGAGGUGCACUACAGGGAUUCUUGCUGUUGUUAUAGUUGUGAUCUUGUGUAUUCACCUUGCAGUAAAUAGCUCAUCAGGGAAAGGUUCUUCAGGCUCUCCUCCUCCAGAACCAUGCCCUGCCGACUGGCUGUACCACCAAAGGAAAUGUUACUACUUAUCUGAGACAGAAAAGGACUGGGACUCCAGUCAGAGCUUUUGUUCCUCACACAACAGCUCCCUAACCGUAAUUGAAAACCAGCAGGAACUGAACUUUAUAAUGAAAAUAACAAAGCAAGAUCCGUGGAUUGGACUUCACAAGACAGGAGAAGAAUUCCAUUGGGUAAACGGGACUCCAUUGGCUAGAAAUCUGUUGGCAGUAAAGGGUUCUGGAGAAUGUGCCUAUAUUGAAUCAGAUGGGGUCUCCAGUUCUGGAUGCUCAUUAACCAGGGGUUGGGUCUGUAAAAAAACCUCUUAGCACUCACUCAGCCAAUUAAUGUAAGACCCAGGGUUCAAUUGUCACAGUUCAGGACAACUGCACCUGUACUUCCCCUCAGUGACCCAGCAAGGGCACCUAGUCUCAGGCUUGCUGCAUCUCUCUCCCUUCUGACUGGGGUAUUUCCAAGGCUGCACAGUUCCCUGCCUUUACUGUGUUGUUCCCAGCACAGACAGGUUGCCCAAGGACACCUGCUUGCUUUCUCCUCUGAGACAGUUAGCAGGUGUAAUUGCUACAGUUACAAGAUACCACACAGCACUUCCUAUGACAGCUCACUUUAUUCUUACAGUAAAAAUCAUUACAGAGAAAGCAUUAAAACAAUAAAAGACACUACACACAUGCUACUAAGCUUCCCAGAGUUCACCCUAACAUGGAUUCUGACAGGAGCAGUUCUUCCAUCCCCCUACCCAAUGGAUUUGGUUACAAGUUCAUCACAGCUUCAGUUCAGAACAAGCUCACUAGGGCCAGUCCUUCCAACCCUACCAGAGGUCCUGUCUGUUUCCUGGAUCAGGAAGAAGGCCGUAAAGCUGGUUGAAAAUCAGGCUAUUUAUCCAAAAAUCUUUUUUGUCUGUUGGUCCCUGGAGAGUCCAGUUUGAACUAGUGGAGGUGCACUUCUUGAGGUGAUGGUGUCUCUCUGGAGAUAUUACAACCUGAGUGAAUGUGCCUAAUUACCCCCUGCUGUUCUCUUAUUUAUCCUUCCAUGGAAACGCAUACAAUUCCACAGUAAUACAGACACAGUUACAUCUUAAUACAGUGGACCCCAAAGGUAUUCACCUAUUUCAAUAUGGUCUAGCUUAUUUCAAUAAAGUUCCUUCAGGAUAUUGCAGGAACUUGUCAGUCUGUUAUAUCAACAACAUCUUGAAAGCUAUAAAUGCAAUGUAGCCUCAGUACAUUUACAUACAUUUCAAAGCACUAACAACUGUAGAUUAGCAAAAUUUCUUCCCCAAAACACUAACCCACAACCACCCCACCGGGGUUCAGAAAAGAAGGAGAAAGAUCUAUUAGCCAUGAACUGAGAACUCAGCCACUGGUUUGCUGUGAAUGCUGCUUGUCAGUCUCAUCUCAUCUCAUUGAUUCCUUGUGCUCUCCCCUUCCCCCAAUCUCUUUGGUGUAUCCACCUGUUGUUUCUCAUCCUAUAGUGAGGGUAUGUCUACACUGCAAGCAGAAGUGUGACUGCAGCACGUGUAGACAUACCCGAGUUAGCUUUGAUCUAGCUAGCUCAAAUUACAAUAGCAAUGCAGCCACAGCAGCAUGGGCUGUACAAUCCUGUUGGGGACCUUGGGUAUGCAGUUGAGCUGCUAGCCUGUACUGCUACAGCUUCAGUGCUAUUGUUAUACAACCUAGUUAGAUCAAAGCUACCUCAAGUAUGUCUAUGCUUGCUGCAGUCUCAUUUCUGAUUGCAAUCUGCCCUUAGAGUCUAAGCUCCUUGGCUAGCUAGAUCAAACCAUCUUUUUGUUAUGUUUGUGCAAUGCCUACUACAAUGGGGCCAUUAUCUUUAGGCAUUAUUGCAAUACAAAUAAUUAAUACUACUACUGAGAGUCACUUUCCAACCAGAGGAUGUGAUUCAAAUAAUUCCUGAGACCACACAAGUUUGUAGCACAAGGUUUGGUUCAGGGGCAUCUACUAGGGUCACUUUCACACCCAAAGAACAUGUGCUGGGGAAACAGUUGAAAGGGCUAUUCCAGUCCAGCAGUAAAGUUUAAGGUAGGCAGGUUCCUAUCCAGCUGUGAGCUAGGUAGGAAUGGAAUCUUAGGUUUCUGAGUGAGGGCAUGUCUAUGCUAUGGGUGCUACAGUGGCAGCUCUCCAGCUGGAUCACCAUAGAGUAGAGGCUUCCUACAUUGACAGAAGCAGUUUUUCCAUUGACAUAGGUAAUCUGCCUGCCCUAGCAGUGGUAGCUGGGUUGGUGGAAGAAUUAGGUAAUAAUUGGAGAUAUACCAAUCUCCUAGAACUGGAAGGGACCUUGAAAGGUCAUCAAGUCCAGCCCCCAGCCUUCACUAGCUGGACCAAUUUUUGCCCCAGAUCCCUAAGUGGCCUCCUCAAGGAUUGAACUCACAACCCUGGCUUUAGCAGGCCAAUGGUCAAACCACUGAGCUAUCCCUCCCCCCAAACACAGGGGUAGGUCUUCCUAAACACAGGGGUAGGUCGGUUUACCUAUUGUGCUCAGAAGUAUGACUGAUCUAAAUGUUAAGUGUAGAUCACGGGUCAGUAUAUGAAUCUACUAAUUACUCUGUUGGGACCCUUCUAAGACUAGUGAGGGAUAAAUGAGAGUAAGGUGGC